UCGAGUCUCGCAAACGCCGUUACCAUGGUAAAUGCUUGAUGUUGUUCGGCUGUACUUGUUUUCGAAGGCACCUGAAGGCAGCACAGCAUUGCUUUACUUUACUUUACUGAGCUGAAGAGGUACCCUCUCCAGCAAAAGUUUUGUUUGGGCUUUAAAACGUGAGUUUUAAUGUUUUGAAGUUCCUCUUAUUCACUCGUUUAGCCCACAGAGACGUAACGCAAAGGUUUAGUGUUGUCUUCUUCAGCUCUUUUGUCAAUGUAACAAGAAAUAAACUUCCAGCUGAAAUCUGGGAGAGCCAAUGGAGCUCGGAUUGGAUGGAUGCAGAUGAGGCACGAUGCUAGCUAGCUAACUAGCUACUAAGGACAUGGUGAGCAUCAACAUUAUUCUUUGCCUCCACUGAAGAACAGCCACAGGAAGACAAUCUACUGAUAUGGAAGGCAACGGAGAGAUCAGUGACACUGACAGCGGCAUCAUCCUUCAUUCAGGCUCUGACAGCCCAACGACGCAUACGAAGGACGUGACCACACACACACGGGCCAUGAAGCUCAAACACCAGGCUCUCCAAGACCGACUGGAGCUCUGCAUUCUGGAGCUGAAGAAACUCUGCAUCCGUGAAGCUGAGUUGACAGGACGGCUGUCAGAUGAUUACCCUCUGCUGCCUGGAGAGAGGCCUCCGCAGAUUCACAGACGUAUUGGAGCGGCUUUUAAACUGGACGCACAAAACAUCCCUCAGGGAGGAGAGGAGUCAGAACUGAGUUUAGUGGAUUCUGAGUUGGCACUUCAGAUGAAAAUACAUGAGGCGGCGCACAAGCUCUGCGAGGAGGAUCACCUGAGUAAGGCUGUUAAAAAGAGUCGCUUACAGCAGUGCAAGAGAGAGGAGAAGAAACUCAAACAGCUACAAGAGACGGCCUUUCAGCUGCGACUAGAGCACGGCAGAUCAUCACCACUCCCAGCUUUUAAUAUUGCACAACAAGAUCUGGGUACAUCUGAUGACAGCUCCCUUUCUGAUUCUUUAGUGCAAGAUGAAGAAGUGGCAAGCCAGUCAUCACAGCCGUCAUCAGGGCUCCCCUAUCCAGUAGAGAGAGAUCCUCCCCAGCCUCCCCCUGUGUCCUCACAGUCCUCCGUAGACGGUUCCUACAUGUCUCCAUCUGUGGCUCCACAGCCACGGCCGCUGACCCCGAGUCAGUCUCCCCACCCGAGCCUUGACUCCUCCCUGAGUUUAAACUCAAGCCCAGUGUACGACGCUCCUCCCGUCCAACACUCCCCGUGGACAGAGACUAGUCUGGACCAACCUUACCAGAAGAGCAAGAAGUCACGCUCUUCCAUCAAGAAGAGUCCAGCCAAAACUGAACUGUUGCCACCGUUGGAGGCUUGCUUAGCACAAUCUGCUCUGCCACUGCAACUUUCCCAUCUGAGGCUGAGCCGCACCCAGUCGAACAGCACUCCCUCCACACCAGAGAUGCGUGUGCACAGACAGCUCUCCCUAAGGUUGUCCAGCCCUGAAUCUUCAUCUGAAAAGGACCGUGGGCGCACCAGAGGUGCAAGAAGGCGACUGACAGAAUAUGCAGUAACUUUACCGGGGACCCCACCCCCUACAGUGAACUAUGGAAGCCAUGCUAGCUCUGAGGAUAGCAACUCCGAACACUCGUUUACAUCUUACAAUAGCUCCCCGUGUCAGGAGUUGCCCUGUGAUUUGUCCAAACAGUAUCAGUCUGCAUUCCCACACUCUAGCCCAGGUGGCAGCUAUGGACCGCAAGCCUUCCCACGCACUGGCUUUUACCAUAAUUCCAGGCACCAGUCCAGCCCCGCUAUUCACAGAGCCUUUUACAAUGAAAUGGUCUACCCAUCUGAUAUGGACAUGACACGGAGCUACUACGCCCAGAAGGCUCCCUUUCCUUCAGACAGAUAUGACUAUUGGUAUAAAGACCCUGCUGUACCCCCCCAGAGAGUACAGAGGCCUUUACCUCCUGACGUCAGGCUCUCCCCUUCCCCAGCUCAAUGGGACCACCCACACUACUGCUCCAGUGGUGUCCCAAGACAAGUAGUGAAUGAACAGCUCAAGUCAUGGCAUCGGCGCACUCAGCUGAAAUCCCCCAGGUCCCGUUCUCUGGACCGACAGGGAGCAGUCAGAGUGAAAAACGUGUCAUUUCGGGAGUCGCCCUGCUACCAGAGUCAGAAGUACCAUGAGCAGGUUAUCCAAAGAAGGGCUCUCCAUAGAGCUGCAGAUGACACUCAAGGGCACUGGGUUGUAGAUGAUGGCUCUCACUUCGUAAGUCAAGUGUAAAGAGAUAAAAUUCGGACACAAAGCUGAACAAGUUCACUCAAAGACUGCAACCGGAUCAAUUCCCAAAAAAACAAAGCGAAGUAGUCAGAAAAUCAACUUGAAUUAACUGUUUAUGCCCAUAAAGAAUAACUGUUUUUCAUGAAAGCUCACAUCAUACGUUUUACCUGCCGGCCUAUAUUUGGGCAUACAGCGGGAGGAUGAAAUUCAAUCCAGUACAACAACAACAACAACACAUGCUACGGCCUCCAAAGUUACUAUAAAGUUGAAUCAACACCUCUCUGACCUACUGCGUGUGCAGCUAAUCACAGAGCAGUUGUAUUGGAUUUAGAGUAUAACUGUAAAGUGUGCCUUUUGUUUUCAUCCACUCUCUGUACGUUGUUCUGUAAUAACAGUUACAAACUAAGCAUUAAACUGAGCACUUUUUAAAUUUUAUGAAUUGAAAAGGGGAUAAAUGCUUGUUAUUACUGAGUGGUGUUUUAACCUGCCACUGUUAUGCCUGAGUGAGGUUGUCUACGUCUGACACCAUAAAUCAGCUGCCAGCUCAAUACUCGUUAUUUAGCUUCCUAAAAAACAGAUAUGGUCAUCCCAGAGUUUCUGUGUAAUUAAAUACAGGGAUUUGUUCAUGUGUAAAGCAUUCACAAAUGAAAUGGUAAUUGGCAGCAGACUGGUUGGGGACAGCAGGAGCUCUUACAGAGACAUAGCCAAUUGCUCAUGUAAUUAGAUUAUGAGAAAUGUGAAUGUUUGUGAAGAUAACUUUUCAAAAUGUGGGAAAAUCAGUGAUGAGAUGUUCACUUUUUGUGGUUUGUUAGUUUUGGAAUAAAGUGCUCCUUUUCAACUAGUCUUAUGAAGGAAAUAAAUCCAUUGUAAAAUAAUGUAAAUAAGGAACAUAUCCCUUUUUUUUAAAGUACAUUUGGUUUGUAAUGUUACCUUGAUUUAGUCACCAUGUUAAAGAACUUGAGCUGCUUAAAUUUAAGUCCCAGGUUUGUCCUUGUUGUCGUGUACUUUUGGGGUCAAAAUUUUCUUGUUUUUGUACUUACACGUUUCUGUGGCUGUGCCAGUUAACUUGAAUUACUCGAUGAUUUAAUCAACUAGACGACAGUAGAUAUUAACUUAACCACAUGAGAUGCAAAGUAUCAAAUUAGGCAAAAGUAGAGUCUUGAUGCAUGGCAGCUAUUAAUGAGUCAAAUAUAAAUUUAAAUGUGAGUCUGAGCUUUAACUGUAUCUUUUUCAGUGUCUCAGAGUGUUUGAGCAAGCAGAUCACUAUACUCUUAACCCUUUAAGGUAAAUGAUAUUCAGAACACUGCAAAUAUGUGAUACACAAGCAGAAGUCCACAUCUCUCAACCAAACAAGAUUUUAUUGUAGAUCUUUUGAUAAUUAGAGGUCAUUACUACAAAUUCAACUACAGUUACACACUGACUGGUCUCUCAUAGUGAUCUUUUUAUGUGUUAAUUUAUUGUGAUUUGCACCAUUGGACCCACUUAAAGUCAAACUUGAAUUAAAAGAAGACAUGAGUUUGCAAAAUACAGCAGCAGUAAAGACUGUAUCUAGCUGUGUGUGUGUGUGUGUGUGUAAGUGUGUAUAUAUGUGUGUGUGUGUAUGUAUAUAUGUCUAUAUGUGUGUGUGUGUGUGUGUGUGUGUGUGUGUGUGUGUGUGUGUGUGUGUGUGUGUGUGUGUGUGUGUGUGUGUGUGUGUGUGUGUGUAUAUGUACAUAUAAAACAGACCACAAUCAUGUUACCUUGUGUGCUGUGUGCCUCUUUUUUUUUUUUUAACUGUCUUCUGUUUAUCAGUUACAGUAGUUUAAGUGGACCUAAUAAUUUGUUACAUUGCUGUUUAAAAAAUCUGUGAAAAUGUUUUUCCUGUGGAAGUAAAUAAAGAGUAAUGCUAUAUACUGAGUUUCAUUUAGUUGCAUCAUGUGCUGUUAUUCCAGUGUCAGAAUGCUUUUAUGGGCCUUUUUCAUCACGGACAUUUUGACACGUCAGAGUAGGAAAAGCACAGGUGUAAAUAGUAAAAUGAAUGACAGCUGAGUCACGUUUAGCUGCUUCUGGUAUUGUGCUUGGUGGUGACUUACUGGAAAUUUGAAUAGAACACAGCCAUCAUUGAUGUUAUUAGUAACACCUGAGAGUUGUGUACUUAAAGGUUGUUAUUUGUAAAGAAAGAGGCUCAAUGGAAAUACGGUAAUUAGGUAUGUGAUGAGGUGUUUUGAGGAGGGUUUUCACAGGUAGGAAAGUGGCUGAGAAAAUGUCUGAUGUAUUGGUACUUCAAACUGCCAUGCAAACUUCAGACAGACUGAAAUAAGUUUGAAAUGGCACAUUUCUCCCUUCAGCUAUUUAUAAUUUAGGACCCCUUUGACAUACAAUAUGUGCUGUAUGUAAUUUUUAAAACGUUAUUCUCUGUGAUUCCUACCACCGUUUUGUAUUGAGAGGUACAAAGUGUAUCACUAUGUGUGUUCUUAAAGUGUAUGGAACAGUUUUCAGAAAACGGCACAAGUGUAAGUUGUUUUCUUUUUUUUUCUAUCAGAGUAGGCAACCAUCUGUCAUGACAGGCUGUGAGAAAACAGGCAUUCAUCCAACUCCAUAUUUUUUCUCAUUCUCCUCUAUGUUGAUCUCAGUGCACCAGCCUCUUCUCCAUUUUUGUGACCCUCAGAGUGAAUUAUUUCUCCAAGUUACUCACUGUAUCAAAAGGGUAAUGUGCAUUAUUUCUGGCCACAGUGCAUUUCAGAUAGAUUUGAUAUGCAUCAUCAUACUGCUUUAAAAAAAAAAAAAAAGUUGAAUAAAAAUGCAUCCAGCAGGCAACAUUUUUUUCCGGUCUCAAACACACUCUAAGUAGAAAAACUGUUUGUGAUACAUUUAGAAUAUAUAUUUGACAUAGACUUGGUUUAUACUUGCAAGAUAUCUAUAACAUGUAGUCUUCCCAUACAUGUAUUUUGUACAGUGGACCUGAUAUGCACAAUUAAGUAACAACAUUUUAGAGAGCUGCGUUUUUUGCUGUGGUUUCUAAAAUGUUGUGUUUAUUAAAUUUUGCUAUGACUUCUGAAAUCGUGUGGGGGUUUUUUU
Xiphias gladius (swordfish) is the source of this 5338-nucleotide messenger RNA. RefSeq names its product innate immunity activator b (gene inavab). Gene Ontology annotation, biological process: adherens junction maintenance; positive regulation of protein ubiquitination. The transcript is spliced from 10 exons. NCBI's taxonomy places the organism in Eukaryota, Metazoa, Chordata, Actinopteri, Istiophoriformes, Xiphiidae. The coding region runs from base 431 to 2284 and encodes 617 amino acids. The record is from RefSeq and is a predicted model, not a curated record.